AUGGACCAUUACGAGCAAAGUUCUUCUGAUGAUGAUUGGGAAUAUGGCAAUCAGCAAAUAACCAUUGUCGGCGAAACUUCGACCACAUCAUACAAGUUCCGUACAAAACGCCGCCGUGGGUCUGGAUAUGACCCUGAUCUGCUUGACAGAUCCGAAUGGCCUUAUGCUACGGCCACUUAUGAUGGAUGUCCGCCGAAACGGUUGAAGAUAUACAGGUGUAGAAGGGGUGAGAACGGAGAGGAAAUCAGGGAAGAAAUCGUGAACCGACCGUCGACGAGUCAAUCCGCGUGGAGUGCUGGUAACGGCGAACAGGCGUCUAGUGAACCGGUUGUAGAGGACGGCGAACAGGCGUCUAGUGAACCGGUUGCAGAGGAUGACGAAGAGAUGUCAUCCAAUGAGCCGGAUGUAGAGGACGGCGAAGAGGCGUCUAGUGAACCGGUUGCAGAGGACGGCGAUGGCGCGUCCGAUGAACCGGUUGUUGAGGACGGCGAUGACGCGUCCGAUGAGUCGGUUGCAGAGGACGGCGAGUGCGCGUCCGAUGAGCCGGAUGUAGAGGACGGCGAUGACGCGUCCUAUGAGCCGGAUGUAGAGGACGGCGAAGAGACGUCCGAUGAGUCGGUUGCAGAGGACGGAGAUGACGCGUCCUAUGAGCCGGAUGUAGAGGACGGCGAAGAGACGUCCGAUGAGUCGGUUGCAGAGGACGCCGAAGACGCGUCCUAUGAGCCGGAUGUAGAGGACGGCGAAGAGACGUCUAGUGAGUCGGUUGCAGAGGACGGCGAUUGCGCGUCCGAUGAGCCGGUUGCAGAAACAACUUCUGAAUACGGUGCCGAAAUUAUUGAGCACGGUACCGAUCGCCGUGAAAAAACUUCGACUAGAAAAAAAAAAUUAGUCGCUCCCGCCAAACGCCGCCGUCGCAAAGCCGCUAAAAGGGCCAAGCGUACUGAAGCGUCCAAAACUUUUGGUCAGAUUGUUUCUCUGGUGAGACGGAUGAGGAAGGAAAAAGAAGAUGACGUUAUACGAGCCAUCAUGGAGAAAAUAAAAGAGAAGCGCAAACCUAUGCCGCCUCCGUCGUACGAGAGAGUGUUGGAUAUCGCCGCUGAGUAUCAACGGCAGAGGGACGCACGGCCGCAAAAAAGUCGUUACCGUUAA
Molecule: messenger RNA, 1149 nt
Organism: Adelges cooleyi (spruce gall adelgid)
Lineage: Eukaryota; Metazoa; Arthropoda; Insecta; Hemiptera; Adelgidae
Exons: 6
Coding region: 1-1149 (382 amino acids)
Source: RefSeq, a predicted model, not a curated record